Messenger RNA from Vigna umbellata (rice bean), 321 nucleotides. RefSeq lists its product as uncharacterized. NCBI's taxonomy places the organism in Eukaryota, Viridiplantae, Streptophyta, Magnoliopsida, Fabales, Fabaceae. The record is from RefSeq and is a predicted model, not a curated record.
AUGGAUGUGAAGAAGUACUGGUUUGGUUCAAGAAGUCAAAGGACACAAGACAUCAAGUUAGGCCGGAGCUACACAAAACCUCACAAAGAUGGCACAAAAACAGUGUGGCAGAUGCUUUGGAGAAAACUGAAAACAUCAGCAGAUAAGAAGAGAGUAUUCAGUUCUCCAACUUCAAUGGAGGGUGUUUAUGAUCCACAAACAUACUCAAUGAACUUUGAUCAAGGAAUGGGAUGGAUGGAGCCAGACAACCUCCCUCGUUCCUUCUCAGCUCGCUUUGCCGAUCCAUCUAGGAUCUUACCACCAAAACAUUUGUUAGAUUGA